AUUAGAACACUCUAGAGUCCAGAGUGUAGUCAUCCAAAUUCAUCAUAAUCAGUUCGAUCGCUCCUACUUUUUCAUUAUAACAUAAUAACAUAUUCAUCAAUUAUUUUGCUUAUGUAUUUGUAACCAUAGGGUUUCGAUUUUGAUUUGAAUUCGAUCACCGGUUAAUCAUGUCUCUGAGGCCAAACGCCAGGACUGAGGUUCGCCGGAACCGGUACAAGGUGGCCGUAGAUGCGGAGGAAGGAAGGCGGAGGAGGGAGGACAAUAUGGUUGAGAUCCGUAAAAACAAGAGAGAGGAGAACUUGCUUAAGAAGCGUCAAGUUCAGCCGUCGUCACAGCCGCUGUCUACUGGUGCUCCUAUACAAACCGCCACAAUCGAGAAAAAGUUAGAAAGUCUUCCUUCAAUGGUUGCUGGAGUCUAUUCAAAUGAUGGCAAUAUGCAGCUAGAGGCAACUACCCAGUUUCGUAAAUUGCUCUCUAUAGAAAGGAGUCCACCAAUUGAAGAAGUUAUACAAUCUGGAGUUGUGCCUAGGUUUGUAGAGUUCCUAAUGAGGGAGGAUUUUCCACAGCUUCAGUUUGAAGCUGCUUGGGCACUCACAAAUAUAGCUUCUGGCACUUCUGAGAAUACCAAGGUGGUAAUUGAUCAUGGAGCAGUUCCAAUUUUUGUAAAGCUUCUUGCUUCUCCAAGUGAUGAUGUUCGUGAACAGGCUGUUUGGGCAUUGGGGAAUAUUGCUGGAGAUUCACCAAAAUGUCGUGAUCUUGUCUUAGGUCAAGGUGCUUUAAUGCCUUUAUUGGCUCAAUUGAAUGAACAUGCUAAACUUUCAAUGCUGAGAAAUGCCACCUGGACAUUAUCAAACUUUUGUCGUGGAAAACCACAACCGCCAUUUGAGCUGACGAAACCAGCACUUCCUGCAUUGGAAAGACUUGUUCAUUCAAAUGAUGAAGAGGUGUUGACAGAUGCAUGUUGGGCUCUCUCUUAUUUGUCUGAUGGCACAAAUGACAAAAUUCAAGCUGUAAUUGAGGCUGGUGUCUGUCAACGUCUUGUUGAGCUCCUCCUACAUCCUUCUCCUUCAGUAAUCAUUCCUGCACUUCGAACUGUUGGGAAUAUUGUUACAGGCGAUGAUCACCAAACUCAGUGUAUUAUUGAACAUGGUGCACUUCCGUAUCUGUUGAGCUUGUUGACACAUAACCAUAAAAAGAGCAUCAAGAAAGAAGCCUGUUGGACUAUCUCAAACAUCACUGCUGGAAACAAAGAACAAAUACAGGCUGUUAUUGAAGCAGGGUUAAUUGGUCCUUUGGUGAAUCUGCUUCAGACAGGUGAAUUUGACAUAAAGAAAGAAGCUGCUUGGGCAAUAUCAAACGCCACUUCUGGUGGAAACAAUGAACAGAUCAAGUAUUUGGUGAGUCAGGGAUGUAUCAAACCCUUAUGCGAUCUCCUUGCAUGUCCGGAUCCACGGAUCGUGACUGUUUGUUUAGAAGGACUUGAAAACAUUCUGAAAGUAGGUGAAGUGGAGAAGAAUUUGGGUCAAAGUGGUGAUUUAAGAUUCUCGAGACGUAUUGGUUGGAAGAAGAAGAUGAACAUGAAGGAGGAGAUGUUGCUCUUGCUCAUGCUCAACCCGGGUUUAAUUUUGGUGGAAAUAAUAUUCAACUUCCUUCUGGUGGAUUCAAUUUCAACAAUUGAAGUUGUAGGUUUUUGGAGGAAGUAUAGUAUGUUGGUGUGGUCAAAGGUCAACGGUCAAUGGUCAAGAGUCAAGUCCAAGUCCGGUCAGGUCGGGUUUUGUCGGUUGAGUGCAUCUUGGGCAGUCUGGUUACCCGUUACAAUAUAA
Lactuca virosa is the source of this 1823-nucleotide messenger RNA. The record is from the annotation of a GenBank genome assembly. NCBI's taxonomy places the organism in Eukaryota, Viridiplantae, Streptophyta, Magnoliopsida, Asterales, Asteraceae.